AUGGCCGGUGCCUUCCUUCUAAGGCGCCUGGGAGAGCACAUUCAGCAGUUCCAGGUCACCUCUGCCGUGGGCCUGGGCCUGGGCCCUGGGCCUGGGGCGCUCCCCAAAGAGGGAUGGUUGGAGCAGCCCCUGGACCCGUUCAACGCGUCUGAUGGCCGGUCCUUCCUGCAGCGCUACUGGGUGAAUAACCAACACUGGAGCAGCCCGGGGGGCCCCGUGUUCCUGCAUCUGGGGGGCGAGAGCAGCCUCGGGCCUGGAUCAGUGAUGAGAGGGCAUCCUGCAGCCCUGGCCCCAGCCUGGGGGGCCCUGGUGAUCGGCCUGGAACACAGGUUUUACGGCCUGAGCGUACCCGCUGGGGGCCUGGAAAUGGCCCAGCUCCGAUUCUUGUCCAGUCGCCAUGCGUUGGCAGACGUGGCCUCCGCCCGCCUCGCUCUCACUCGCCUCCUCAACGUUUCGGCCUCCAGCCCCUGGAUCUGCUUCGGCGGCUCCUACGCCGGCUCCCUGGCGGCCUGGGCCCGGCUGAAGUUCCCCAACCUCGUCUUCGCCUCGAUUGCCUCUUCCGCCCCGGUGCGGGCGGUGCUGGAUUUCUCCGAGUACAACGACGUGGUGUCCCGGAGCCUGGCGAACACCGAGAUAGGCGGAUCCCCCGAGUGUCGCACGGCCGUGUCGGCUGCCUUCGAGGAGGUGGAGCGGCGGCUGCGCGCGGGCGGGGCGGCUCUGGCGGCGCUGCGGACCGAGCUGGGCGCCUGCGGGGACCUGGGUCGCGCCGAGGACCAGGCGGAGCUGCUGGAGGCGCUGCAGGUGCUGGUGGGCGGCGCGGUGCAGUACGACGGGCAGGCGGGGGCGCCGCUGAGCGUGCGGCAACUCUGCGGACUCCUCCUCCCCGAGGGGGGCAACUGCAGCCGCUCCGCGCCCUACGGAGGGCUUCGUCGGGCUGUGAAGGUUAUUACGAACAGCCUGGGCCAGAGAUGCUUAAGCUAUUCCCGAGCAGAGACCGUGGCACAGCUGAGAGACACAAAACCCCAAGUGUCAGGCGUGGGUGACCGGCAGUGGCUGUAUCAGACCUGUACCGAGUUUGGCUUCUAUGUCACCUGUGAGGGCCCGCGAUGCCCCUUCUCCCAGCUCCCAGCACUGCCCUCCCACCUGGAGCUCUGUGAGCAGGUGUUCGGGCUCUUCCUGUCCUCCGUAGCCCUGGCCGUGGCCCGGACUAACGCCUUCUACGGUGGCCAGACGCCCGGAGCCAGCCGGGUGCUGUUUGUGAACGGAGACACAGACCCCUGGCACGUGCUAAGUGUAACCCAGAACUUAGGAGCCACGGAGUCAGCCCUUCUCAUCCCUAAUGGCUCCCACUGCUUGGACAUGGCACCUGAGAGAUCCUCAGAUUCCCCCAGCCUCCGUCUGGGGCGCCAGACCAUCGUCCAGCAGCUGCAGACCUGGCUCCGACUGGCAAAGCCAAGCCAGGUGGAGGAUGGGGUCUGA
Molecule: messenger RNA, 1479 nt
Organism: Sorex fumeus (smoky shrew)
Lineage: Eukaryota; Metazoa; Chordata; Mammalia; Eulipotyphla; Soricidae
Gene: PRSS16
Product: serine protease 16
Exons: 12
Coding region: 1-1479 (492 amino acids)
Biological process (GO): proteolysis
Cellular component (GO): lysosome; endosome
Molecular function (GO): dipeptidyl-peptidase activity; serine-type exopeptidase activity
Source: RefSeq, a predicted model, not a curated record